This is a messenger RNA of Argentina anserina (silverweed cinquefoil), 575 nucleotides long. RefSeq lists its product as uncharacterized. Bases 88 to 351 code for a protein of 87 amino acids. The transcript is spliced from 2 exons. NCBI's taxonomy places the organism in Eukaryota, Viridiplantae, Streptophyta, Magnoliopsida, Rosales, Rosaceae. The record is from RefSeq and is a predicted model, not a curated record.
CGAGCUAACAAAAACUUCACACAGAAAUUAAUCACCUCUUGCACACCUAACUUCCUGCAAACUCGUAAGCAAUCAAGAGAGAUCAAGAUGGCAUUCUCAAAGACUUUUCUUCUCGUCGCUCUUGCCUUUGCUGUUCUCCUCAUCUCAGCUGAGGUCUCGGCUCACCGUAAGCUAGCUAAGACUACCCCUACUACUGAGAGCGCCAACACUGAUGAUUUAUCACAUCGCACCCUUGAUCCAAAUCACCCAGCUGUAAAACCCGGCAGAAAAGGAAAAUAUGGUAGACAGGGAGGACGCGGAGGACAUGGAGGGCAUGGACCUCACACUGUUGAGACUGAAACAGAGAACUAGAUGAUGAUGACCGUUUGUACGUCUGCAUGCAGUGGUGUACAUUGCAGGCGUACGUACCUGAUGCAAGGGUAUUAAUAUGGAAUCAGUAGUGGCUUGUUUCGUAAUGAAUAAUAAGUGUGUUUUGGAUGAGCAGUUCUCAAAACUCUCAAUCGAUCACAUCUUUGUAAUUCGAUCCUUGAAUUUCAUGUCAUGAACUAUAUAUGAUCCACCUUAUAUUAAAUGAA